Lethenteron reissneri (Far Eastern brook lamprey) is the source of this 3881-nucleotide messenger RNA. RefSeq names its product adenylate cyclase type 3-like. Gene Ontology annotation, biological process: intracellular signal transduction; cAMP biosynthetic process; adenylate cyclase-activating G protein-coupled receptor signaling pathway. The record is from RefSeq and is a predicted model, not a curated record. Lineage: Eukaryota; Metazoa; Chordata; Hyperoartia; Petromyzontiformes; Petromyzontidae. Gene Ontology annotation, molecular function: adenylate cyclase activity. Gene Ontology annotation, cellular component: plasma membrane.
AUGGCCAAGAAGCGCCUCAUGUCGGAGAACGAGUUCGCCACCGAGUACUCGCUCGAGUACUCGGCCGAGCGCUCCGCGUCGCACCGCGGCGUCUUCGCGUGCUGCUCGCGCCUCGUGCCCUUCGUGCGUCUCACCUUCGAGCCGGCGGCCGUGGAGUCGCUCUACCAGGGCUACUUCCGACGCCAGCGCGCCGCCACCCUCACCGUUCUCGUCGCCUUCGUCGCCCUCUUCGGCGCCUACGUCCUGGCCACGUGCGCAGCGCUCUACUCGCGCGAGAAACUCCCCUCGCUCGUGGUGGCCGCGCUGGGCGUGAGCGCGGGCGCUCCGCUGCUCGCCCUGGCGCGUCGAGGAAUCGUGGCCGAGCGUGCGGCACCCUACGUGGCGUGGCUCCACUCCGAGGUGCUCCUCUACGCAUACCUCGCCUCGUACGCGUCCGGCGGCAAGGGCGCGCAGCCGGCCGACGCGCUCGCGUGGCGCGUCUUCUUCACGUUCGCCCUCUUCAUCUCGAUGCCCCUCGCUCUGCCCGCGCUGUCGCUGCUCGCGCUGCUGCCCAACGCCCUCUACAUCGUCGUCGUGGCACUCGCCGCCUCGCUGCACGAGCCGCGCGCAGACACGGAGCCCGCCACCCUCGUGCUCCAGCUGGUGGCAGACGCCCUGGUGCUGCUGUGCGGGGCUCUGGCCGGGCUGCUCGCCUACCUGAUGGCGGACCGCAAGCAGCGGCGAGCCUUCGUGGAGGCGAGGCAGUCCCUCGAGGUGAAACUCAGCCUCGACGAGCAGAGGCUGCAGCAGGAACGACUGCUGCUGUCCAUACUGCCGCAUCACAUCGCGGACGAGAUGCUGACGGACAUCAGGAAGGACAAGAGUCAGAACGACACGCAGCAGUUCAGCAGCCUCUACAUGUACCGCCACGAGAACGUGAGUAUUCUGUUCGCGGACAUCGUGGGCUUCACGCAGCUCGCCUCCGCGUGCAGUGCGAACGAACUCGUGCGUCUGCUCAACGAACUCUUCGCGAGGUUCGAUCAGCUGUCCGACAAUCACAAGCAGCUGCGCAUCAAGAUCCUGGGCGACUGCUACUACUGCGUGUGCGGAGUGCCCGAAUUCAUCCCGGACCACGCGGUGUGCUGCAUCAAGAUGGGCCUCGACAUGGUGGAGGCGAUCUCCUACGUGCGCAAGAUGACCAACACGGACGUGAACAUGCGAGUGGGCAUCCACACGGGCUGCGUGCUGGGCGGAGUGCUGGGCCAGAAGAACUGGCAGUACGACGUCUGGUCCACGGAUGUGACGCUCGCCAACAAGAUGGAAUCGGCCGGAAUCCCAGGGCGCGUGCACAUCUCCCAGUCCACGUGCCAGUGCCUGCACGGGGAGUUCGCCCUGGAGGUCGGCAACGGCGGCGAGCGGAGCGACUACCUCCGCAACAAGUCCAUCAUCACCUACCUCGUGGUGCCUCCGGCCGAGGGGGAGACACAGAUCACGACCCUCAGUGACAAGUCAUCGGAGCUCAUCAAAACCCGGGACGGACCGCCUGGACCCCGCGCUGCAACCCCUUCCGCUGCAGGCCAAGGGGGCGCCGACGCGCUGGUGCUGAACCGUCGCGGCCGCGUUCACCCCGAGGGCCCGGGCCCCGACGCUGCGCCCGCCUCCUCCUCGUCAGUGGAGCCCGACCUGAGCGGCCUCCUCGACGCGGCCCUGGCGGCCAGAGAGACGGCCAGGACGGCGGAGGGGCGGCAGACGAGCAAGGUGACCCUGCGCUUCGUGGACUCGGAGCUGGAGUCUCGCUUCGCGUGCGAGCGGGAGCCACAGAGCGGAGUGGCCGUGGGAUGCUCGGUGCUCAUCCUCCUGCUCACCUUCCUCGCCAACAUCCUCAUCUCGCCGCAGCUGAUCGCCAACUACGUGACCUUCGUGCUGGGGGAGACGGUGCUGGUGUCGCUGACGGCGCUGCUACUCGCCGCCGUCUUUCCCAAGCUCUUCAAGAGGAAGCUGGCGCGGCUGUCGGCGUGGGUCGACUCGACGCGGUGGGCGCGCAACUCGUGCGCCGUCACCGCCGUGCUGGUGCUCAUCGUGGUGGAGAUCGCGAACAUGGUCGAACAGACGGCCCGCACUCUCUUCCUGUGGAAGCUGGACCUGGCGGCGCAGAAGGAGGAGGUGGGGACGAUGAGGAGGUACAACGACGCCCUGGUGGCCAACAUCCUGCCCGACCACGUGGCCGCCCACUUCCUCAGCCCCGACAAGCGCGACGACCUGCUGGAUGAGACUCGCUUCCGCUGCAUCACAAAGAUCAAGACGAUCGGCAGCACUUACAUGGCGGCGUCUGGACUCAACGAGAACGAAAACACCGUGGAGUACAACAGCAAUGAGAAGGAUCCAGGCACCCGCGUGCGGUGGCAGCACGUGGCGGACCUGGCGGACUUCUGCCUGGCGCUCAAGAUGACGCUCAUGAACAUCAACUGCCAGUCCUUCAACAACUUCAUUCUGCGCAUAGGUUUGAACAAAGGUCCGGUGCUUGCCGGAGUGAUCGGCGCCCGCAAGCCUCACUACGACAUCUGGGGGAACACGGUCAACGUGGCGAGCCGCAUGGAGUCCACGGGACAGCUGGGCAACGUGCAGGUGGUGGAGGAGACGUACCUGGUCCUCAAGGACUACGGCUUCCGGUUCGUGCGCCGCGGCGCCGUGUUCGUCAAGGGCAAGGGCGAACUCAUCACCUACUUCCUCAAGGGCCGGGAGAAGCCAUCCAACGGUUUGCCCCACCAGGUCAGCGAGGAGGUGUUCGAGUUCACGGCCGACUGACGUCCCCUCGCCAGGUCGCCCGCGCGCUUGGUCACGUGUUGGGCCGGUCGGGCAAACUGUCGCGUGGACCCGAUUAUAACCAGCACUCAUCGAUUCGCUCCCGUCACCAACUUGAGCCAUGGUCGGUGGUCCUCCCUAUCACUCAUCUGUCGCUACGAACACGGUUACGGUUGCCGUGAACUUCACUGCGCUGAACCACCGCUCUCCAGGUCUCAACAACGCGCUCGCUCAUCCCCCUCACUCACCCACUCACCACCUCACCCACUCACCACCUCACCCACUCACCACCUCACCCGCUCACCACACGGCAGGUCACAGCGCUUUUUUUUCUGCUUCUUCCCCCGCACUGCCCGGCUGUGGAUUUCCCUCCACGUCGUCAGUUUUACCAAGGUUCCCGUAAACAACCUUGCUCGCUUCGACAAACGUAUUAACUCUUGAUCUGUUACAAUGUUAAUCGUGGCGUUUGUUGCUGGCCGGUUGGCACUUUGGACCUUUGGGCCUGUGCUCAAUGACCGUGAAAGGAAGAAAAUAAAUGACGUAGAUUUGUCCGGCGCGUUGCGCUCGCUCGCGAUGUGCUAGAGCGUGGAGCCUCGCGACAUUCCCGUUUUUGAAUGACCGCCGCGGUGCGGGAACCACGUACGGCUUGCCUCGCCUGCUUCCCAGAGAGCGAGUGGGAAAACUGGAGCCUUAAACGACUGUCAGGCACUUGUAAAUUAAUCUUCACGUUGCGUGCAGUAAGUGCUUGCACACAGCAGCAAUAACAACGAUUUAAUCCAUGUGACGCCUGAAUGCAUCCAUAUCUCAAGAAUAUUUACAGGGGGUACGGGACACGAUGAGGUAUCUAAUAAUAAUAAUAAAUUGGACAAGGAUGAAACCUAAUCGCUUUUUGUUUUUUACCGUCAUUGCCGCCUGGCUGAGGCUUAUAUGGGAAUAUUAAAUUAAAAGCAGAAGAUGCGGGGCGGGGAUGAUUGAUGAUCGGCUGCUGAUACAUCACUAAGUCUUCACGCUGUACCGGCUCAGAUGCCCGCCGCUGUUAUUGGUUACGAGCGUGAAUUGAACUCGGGGUCGCCGGAUUCGUAACGGCAGUGCGCUGACCG